CGCUAUAUAUGAGCACCUUGGCAGCUCACCCCUCACGACAUUCCUCUCUUGCAACCAACUUCUCUUGCAAUCAGUUGAUAUCCCUUCUCCAUCUCUCCAAGCUAGUAGACAGACACUUGAAGAAGCAGAUAUCGGGAGCGCAGCAUGAUCCCAAGAGCUCCAAGCCUCUUCCACCUCGAAGAGGGAAUGGGUGCCUCAACGCCGAUGGUGGCCUCCGGCGAGCUCGUCGGGCUUCGGCUGAUCAUACAACCGUCGCCUAGGGAACAGCCGCCGACGGUCCUCAGGAGGUCGGAGGUGAGGACUCCGGCGACGAGCGCAUCGAAGUGCCAUGAGAAUGGCCGAGUGUUUGUGGGCCUCGAGUUCUUGAAGUGCUGCUUCUGCUGCCGCAAGACGCUGGACGCCACCAUGGACGUCUUCGUGUACAAAGGAGAUCAAGCGUUUUGCAGCGCUGAAUGCCGAUGCCAGCAGAUAGCGAAAGAGGAGCGGCGAGAGAUGGAAAUCCUGGUCAGGAAACGCCGCGACGCGUUCCACAGUCGGCACGCAGCAGCGGCUAAGAUGCAAGGAUCGAACCGGCAUAUGAGACUGCAAACUGCUGCACGAUGAUAUACAUGUGUUUGGGACAAUUUGUAGUCCUAGUUUUUGUUUCCCUCUUCCAUUUUACAUGGCCGGAGGGAGGGGUCCUUCUGCUGUUUUUCUUUUCUUGAGGGGUGGAGGGACAGGGGCAGUAGCUGUGGAUGGUACAGCGGCCAUUGACGGUAGCUGCUGUCUCCUCCAUUCCGCUGGUUGACCUUUGGCUGGUGUGCCUGGAGAGACAACUUAUGGUUAAUCUAUAGAUUCAGACGGCGUCAUGCAUACA
Phragmites australis (common reed) is the source of this 856-nucleotide messenger RNA. RefSeq names its product FCS-Like Zinc finger 17-like. The transcript is spliced from 2 exons. The record is from RefSeq and is a predicted model, not a curated record. Lineage: Eukaryota; Viridiplantae; Streptophyta; Magnoliopsida; Poales; Poaceae. The coding region runs from base 145 to 603 and encodes 152 amino acids.